This is a messenger RNA of Pneumocystis jirovecii RU7, 1899 nucleotides long. RefSeq lists its product as uncharacterized. The coding region runs from base 1 to 1899 and encodes 632 amino acids. Gene Ontology annotation, cellular component: cytosol; mitochondrion. Gene Ontology annotation, biological process: cell redox homeostasis. NCBI's taxonomy places the organism in Eukaryota, Fungi, Ascomycota, Pneumocystomycetes, Pneumocystales, Pneumocystaceae. Gene Ontology annotation, molecular function: protein binding. The transcript has a single exon. The record is from RefSeq and is a predicted model, not a curated record.
AUGACAAAUUAUUUGAAUGCAUUAACAUCUCUUGCACAUUCUACAUGUGGAGAUAUUCCUCCACCUCUUGUUGGAUGUUCUUUUACAGUAAUCGGACCAAAGCUCUAUGUUUUUGCAGGACGUUUAGUUUCAAAUUGGUAUUUAACAAAUGAUUUAUAUGUUUUGGAUCUUGAAUCGUAUAUUUGGACAAAAAUACAAGAUUCAUCAGCAUAUGCACCAGAGCCAAGGUAUUUUCAUUCAGCAGAUACAUAUUCAAAUUCAAUAUAUGUCUUUGGAGGCAUUGGUAUGUCGAAAGAUCCAGAUAAUCAACAUUGUGUAUUAGAUGAUAUAGCAGUUUUUGAUAUACAGUUCUGUAAAUGGAAAAGGGUUUCAAUACUUCCAUCUCUUUAUACGCCAAAGCCAAGAUAUGCACAUUUAUCAGUUGUUAGUAUGAAUUAUUUAAUGAUUAUUGGAGGACAAGAUUUAGAAAACAAUUAUAUUGAAGAAACAAACUAUUUUGAUAUGGAUAUGUGUAUGUGGAUACAUACAUUUCCAUUUAACAAACAUUGUGGUCUUUAUCGUUCAGUUGCUCUUUGUAAAACAGAAACUUAUCCCGAGUGUGCACUGAAUUAUGUUGAAAAGAAUAUAUCUAUGCCAGAAACAUCUUCCUCUACUCAAGGAUCGCCUUUUUCAACUAGGCGGAAGUCAUUGAGUGUUUCAGAAUGUAGCAAACGGUUAUCAGGCUGUAGUGAAUUACCAGGUUUAUUACAUCAUUCACAAAGUAGAAAAUCCGUUGAUAUUAUACAAAAACCAGAGACUGAAUUUACACCUUUCUAUCAUCAACAUAUUUCUGAAAAUCCUGUAUAUAUUUAUUCUAAUUACAACUUCAGAAAUGUGAAAAAUGAGCUUUACGUUAUUACGUUUCCACAUGAUAAUCAAUUUAAUAUAACAGAUAUUUCUGAUGAGCUUAACGGUGAGUCUAAACCACCAGGUUUGCGAUUUCCAUCAGGAGGUAUUCUUGGCAAUCAUCUUGUUAUUUUUGGAACCUAUUUAACAAAUACAACGCAAUCUUACAGCAUUUGGUGCAUUGAUUUAAAUAGUUUAACAUGGUCAAAGAUUGAUCCUGGACCAUUGCUGAACGAGGGCUCUUGGAAUAAGGGAGUUAUAGAUUAUGACAAAAAUUGUUUACUUAUUUUUGGAAAUAAAGAACGUAACCUGGUGGAGGAUUACAAUAGCCGAAGAAUUAAUUUUGAUCAUAUAAUUUUAAUAGAGCUUGAAGCUUUUGGUGUUUAUAGAGUAACUAUUCCUGAAUUGUCUCCUAUGGCACAAGAAUUGGGACUAAUGAUGCUGGAAAAUCCAUCUUUUUCUGAUAUGGAAAUAUUAACUCAAGAUAAUAUCGUUAUACCAUGUUCUACAAAGAUUUUAUCUACAAGAUGGCCUCGGUUCCAUGGUUUCCUUAAAGCUAGUCUUAAAAAAGAUAGUACUGAAUGCCCAGCAUUUGAUUUUUUAACUAAAAACCAAAGAAGUUCUUUGGCAGUAUACAGUAACAUAACACAGGUAAGCAGUGGUGGAUCAUCAUCAACACGGUUUUUUAAUCGGUCUCGUACUCUUUAUAUUCCUCAUCCAUAUUCUGUUGUUCAUCAAUUUCUUCGGUUUUUAUAUACCUAUUCUUUAGAACCUGCUAUGUUAAAUGACAUUACUGCAUUGUUUGCUUUACUCUCUCUUUCUAAAAGUUUUGGGCCUGAUCUGGAGGUAAAGGAUUUAAGUCUUUAUAUUUUUUAUGCUCUUCAGAAAUGUUUAACUCCAGAAACGGCUUCUCGUAUCUAUGAAAUGGCUAUUUUAUAUGGACAUAGAGGCUUACAAAUUCGAGCAUUAAGGAUAAUGUCUACAAUAAAAAAAGAGGAAAAUAAAAAUAACUAA